UCAAAAAAAUUGUAAAUCAUUUGUAUACACAAUAUAUCUAUUUAUAUCAAAAAUAUUUAGCAUUUCAUUAUAAGGAAUGACAUGGAUGAUUUUACUUUUUACUUAAAAUUUACAAAACCUAUAAUUCUUAACUUACCAUAUCUCAAAGGUAAAUUCAUUUCAUUCGACGACUUUCUUAAAUUUUGUUCAAAAUUCUGUGUAUACGUAGAUCGUGUAAUGGCUGCAUUAUGGUUAAACAAAUUAACUGAAAUAAACGAAAAUGUUCCGAAGGACAAUCUUCACGUUGAAUAUUUGAAAUUAUUGUUAUUUGCUCUACAGAAAAAUAACCUUACAGGUAUUUUUACAAAAUAUCCACCUGAAGGCUCGCUUCCGCAGUAUCCAGAAAUGAAUACGGCAACGGACAUGAUAAAAUUAUUGAUUCCAACGAAAAAAAGUUCUUUUCCUUCAAUUUAUACUGCAAUAGGAAGUGGUAUGUCCGAAUUCGCUGCAAUUCAGGAAAUACCGAAUUUCGGAUUACAUGGUUAUUACGCUAUAUCUAAUGAACCUUUACCAUUGUGGACACAAAAUAAAACUAGACUAUUGAAAAACAAUGAGAGUAGAAAAAAAAUAUUUCGACACAAAGAUUUUCUUGAAUAUAAAAUGCUCAAGGAAAUGGAUUUACAACAAAUCGCAUCAAAACAACAAAUGAAGUUAAAAGAAAAAUUAAUAAAUGAUAUACAAGAUAAUUGUAUCGCAAAUGAAAUUGAUUCCGAAGAAGAGUACUCUUUACAAUGAUCAUAUA
Messenger RNA from Polistes canadensis, 781 nucleotides. RefSeq lists its product as uncharacterized. NCBI's taxonomy places the organism in Eukaryota, Metazoa, Arthropoda, Insecta, Hymenoptera, Vespidae. Bases 82 to 774 code for a protein of 230 amino acids. The transcript has 3 exons. The record is from RefSeq and is a predicted model, not a curated record.